AUGGCCACGCCCCGCCCCGCCGCGCCGCCAUUGGCCGGGGGGGGCGCGCUCGGCCGGCGCCGAUUGGCUGGCGGGCGCGGCGGGGCGGGGCGAGGCGGCGGCGCCACGCGAGGCGGAGGGCGCGAGGGCGGCCACGGGCCACUUCCCGGGCCACUUCCCCGGCCACUGCCGGGCUCGGGAUCGCAAGCACACGCCCCGGGGCCUCCGGCGCUGUCCCGCGCCCGCCCACCCUCCCUCCCUCGGCAGGUACGCGGCUGGCUCGGGGCGGGGUGGGGGGUUCUCGGGCCGCGGCGGCUCCAAAGCGGCCGCAGUGUCGCCGGCCCGGUGCUGCGGGGACCCGGUGAGGUCCGGGGAAGGGUCACGGGGGACACGGAGCUUUGCUGCACUCGCAAUUCCAGCCCCGGACCGUCCAGGACGGCCCGCAGAGCACAGCAGGUGCCCGAGCGCCCGAGUCGCCGAUGCCGCACCGUGUGUCCCCGCAGGCCACCCAUGGGCUCUGUGCCAGCGCCCCCGCCGCUGCGGUACCGCAGCACCCGCCUCCUGCGCGCGGCUUUCCAGCUCCUCCACCAGCAGCAGGAGCGGGCGGACGUGUUCUGCGACGUGGUGCUGCGGGCUGAGGGCGAGGCGGUGGUGGCCCACUGCAGCGUCCUCUCCGUCUGCAGCCCUUUCUUCAUGGAGCAGCUGGGCCCGGAGCUGCCCCCUCGGGGCUGCAGGGUGGUGCUGGAGCUGGCGGGGCUGAAGAUCGGGGUGCUGCGCAAGCUCGUGCGCUUCUUCUACACGGCCGAGCUGGAGGUGGCGCAGGAGGAGGUGCAGGAGGUGCUGGCGGCUGCCCGGCGCCUCCGCAUCACCGAGCUGGAGGCGCUGCAGCUCCAGGGGGGACGCCUGGUGAGGCUGGGACCCCAGCGGCAGCUCAACCGCUCCUGCCUGUGCUCCCCACAGCAGGGCUCCCCCGCCACGCUGCUCCACAGGGCUGCGCCCAGCGGUGCCAACAUUCCCCCUGGGAGCACCGGGGUGUCCCCCCAGGGACAGCCGUGCUCUCUGGGGCCCACACACCUCAGCCCCAUCAGGCGGGUGAGGCUGCGGAAGGUGGAGAGCAGGGGGUGCUGGGAGGUGGUGCAGGACACGCAGCCCCCGCCCGCCUCUCCCACGGUGCCAGUGGGCCAUGUGGGGGCGACGGAAGCACAGCCACCCCUGGACGUGGGUGAACUGGGAAGCGGGCAGUCCCCGCCCUGGCAGAGCUCCUGUGCAGCCUGUAGGCAGCAGGGUGGGGAGCCCCCUGCACCCCAGCAGGGCUGUGGGCAGGCGUUCCCUGGAGGCGACCCUGAGAAGGAGGAGGAGGUGGAUGUGGGCACAGUGGAGUUCCUGCCCGCAGGCACAGUCUGCUUCUGGCCCUGCCCCUCCUCCGAGUCAGAUGAGGAGGUGGAUGUCCUCACCUAGGGCUGGCUCUGCCCCCCGCUGCUGCCUGCUGCUCAGGGCUGCACCCCCUGGUCUCUGCAUCGUUGGAAUAAAAGGCUGGAGCUGU
Molecule: messenger RNA, 1522 nt
Organism: Pseudopipra pipra
Lineage: Eukaryota; Metazoa; Chordata; Aves; Passeriformes; Pipridae
Gene: BTBD18
Product: BTB domain containing 18
Exons: 2
Coding region: 1-1437 (478 amino acids)
Biological process (GO): positive regulation of transcription elongation by RNA polymerase II
Molecular function (GO): protein binding
Source: RefSeq, a predicted model, not a curated record